Paramecium primaurelia is the source of this 1091-nucleotide messenger RNA. The record is from the annotation of a GenBank genome assembly. Lineage: Eukaryota; Ciliophora; Oligohymenophorea; Peniculida; Parameciidae.
AUGUAAAGUGAGAGAAUAAAAUCAAAAAAAAGAGUUAAGCAUUACGAAUUUCUUUAUGAUUCUAAGAUUGGUUCAGGUGCUUAUGCAAAUGUGUAUAUGGGAAGGGAUAUUUAUAAUGAUUCAAGUACUUAAAUUUGAUAAAAAUAGCUGUGGCAAUAAAAAUUAUUAGUAAUAAUUUAAUUAAGAGCGAUUACACAUCUUAACAAAUAAAGAGAGAAGUUGAGAUAAUGAAAUCAUUAAAUCAUUAGAAUAUUGUGAAAUUAUUGGAUGUAUUUCAUAGCACAAACAAUAUAUAUAUAGUGACAGAAUAUUGUAAUGGAGGAGACUUAAAAACAUAUUUAGGAUCAAGAACAUUAAGUGAAGAGAGAGCCCUUUAAAUAUUUAAAUAAAUCUUAAAUGGAUUAUAAGAAUUAUUAAGGAAUGGAAUAGUUCAUAGAGAUUUAAAACCUGCAAAUAUUCUACUGUAGGAUGGUAUAUUCAAAAUUACAGAUUUUGGAUUUGCAAAAAGAGUAUAAAUGGAUUCAACAAUGUCAUCACUUGUUGGAACCCCUUUGUAUAUGGCACCUUAAAUCUUAAAGAGAUAACCAUAUACAAGUAAAUCAGAUAUUUGGUCACUUGGAUUGGUUUUGUAUGAAAUGAUUUACAAAAUAACUCCUUGGCAUUCAACUAAUGUAGUUGAAUUAUUGAAUAGAUUAGAUAAAGAACCAUUAAAAUUUCCAUUUUAACCAUAAAUUGAAUUAUUAACAAGAUAAAUAAUUAUAGGUUGUUUAGGUAAAGAAGAGAAGGAUAGAUGGGGAUGGGAUUAAUUGAUGAAAGCAAUUUAAGGGAAUGAAAAAUAGUAAUUAAUGAAUAUAUAUAUGACAAAAGAAUUGUAUUAUGUCACAAAGAAAUAAUAAAUGCAUAAACAAUAAUCUUAAUAAGAUUUAUAAGAAUAUUGUAGAACAAGUAGCACUUAAUCAUCUCCUAUAAGAUCAAUUAGUACAAAGAGAUAAAAAACUAUUACUAAUGAAAAUAACAGUAGUGUAUUGUUAUCUGAAUUAAUAAAGAAAAAAUAAUAAAUCUAUAAGAUUUUUGAAUUACUUGAGAANUGA